Molecule: messenger RNA, 612 nt
Organism: Castor canadensis (American beaver)
Lineage: Eukaryota; Metazoa; Chordata; Mammalia; Rodentia; Castoridae
Gene: Resp18
Product: regulated endocrine specific protein 18
Cellular component (GO): endoplasmic reticulum
Source: RefSeq, a predicted model, not a curated record
AUGCCGCGCCCGCUGUGGCCUGUGGGCUCCGGAGGGCUCCGUCUGCUUGUCUGCUUCUUGCUGCUGAACAGCCAUCCAGGGGGCUGCAGCGACAUUAGUGCCCACGAUGGCCAGGGCCAAGUUGGAGUUCAGCAGCUCUGGCCCCUCCAGGGAUUUACUGCUCCAAUCUUCCGGCACUUACAACUUGUACUCCAUCAGAUUGUACCCCAAGGUCUGUUCUGGAAGGAUGACAUCACCCAGCAUAUGAUGACUGAGAAGAUGGAGUACAUCAGCAGACUCCACCCCCAAGAUCCAUGCCUGAAGGAUGGGAAGGCAAUUUUCCCCACUGAAACCACUGGAAUGAGGGAUAAGCAAGAGGAGAAACUUCAACUCUUAUUCCCCAAGACCCCAACAGUCAAGAUGAACAGGGAUCAGUGCUUUAUCUCCAGAGUAGUUUCCAAGACCUUGAAACAAGAGGUGACCAAACCUGUCAAGGGUUUCUUUGGGCCAUUCCCCACUGUGGGCCGCAAUCUUGUCGCUGAUUGAGACCACAUGUGGGGUCUUCCUUCCCCAGUGCCAUCCCCAUUGCCUUCCCAAGGGGCAAUUCUUGGAUGACCCAAAUCUGGAUCAUUA